This is a messenger RNA of Mustela erminea (ermine), 1023 nucleotides long. RefSeq names its product neuropeptide Y receptor type 6-like. Gene Ontology annotation, biological process: G protein-coupled receptor signaling pathway. Gene Ontology annotation, molecular function: neuropeptide binding; neuropeptide Y receptor activity. Gene Ontology annotation, cellular component: plasma membrane; neuron projection. The record is from RefSeq and is a predicted model, not a curated record. NCBI's taxonomy places the organism in Eukaryota, Metazoa, Chordata, Mammalia, Carnivora, Mustelidae.
AUGACUUGUGUCAAAGUCAUACAGACAUCAAAAAUUGAUGCUCCCAUUGAAACUCAACUUCAGACCAAACAUGGUACUCUGGCCUCCACAGCGGGCAGAGAAGCUCAGAAUAUCACUAAUAUACUGACUACCAAGGUCUCUUCCUCUGACAUCUUGGUAUAUGCCCUGUGUAUACUUUCCACUGUCGUCCACACUCUGAUGGGCCCCUGGAUAUUUGGGGAUACCAUAUGCAAACUCAGCUCUAAUGUGCAGAGUGUCUCCACCUCUGUCCAAUACUCAGUUGUGUUAAUUGCUGUUGAAAAUUUUCAGCUGGCUGCAAACCCCUAUGGCUGGAAACACGGUGUAUUGUACCUCGUGCCUACUGGGGUUAUUACACUGAUCUGGCUGUUUCCUCUUCUACUGUCUAUGCCCUUCUUCCUGCACUACCCCACCAACGAGCCUUUCCAGAGCCUCUCUUUCCCUGGUGACCUCUACACCCACGGUGUGGCCUGCAUAGAGAUCUGGCCCACCAAAACGAAGUGGCCCAUCUUUACCACCUUCGUGUUUAUGGUCCAGUACGGUGCCCCUCUGAGCUUCAACCUCAUCUGCUACUCGAAGACUGUUACCUGCCUCCACAGGAGAAGUGAGAAGGAAAACAGCACUCGGGAAACUGAGAGCCAGCUCAAUGAGAACAAGGGGAUCAACACAAUGUUGAUCUCCACUGUAGUGACCUUGGGAGACUGCGGGCUGCCCCUGAACACCCUCUGUGUUAUUUUUGACUAACGUCAUGAGGUGCCGAUGGGCUGUCACCAUGAUCUGAUAUUUGUGAUUUGCCACUUGAUUGCUAGGAUUUCCAUAUGCAUAAAUCCUUUAUCUUAUGGUUUUCUCAACAAAAAUUUCCAGAAUGACCUAGAAGUGCUUAUUUACCAUUGCUGGUGCUUCGUACACCUCAGGACACAUAGAGAAAAUGCGGCCAUCUCCACUAUGCACAAAGCUGACUCCAAGGGAUCAUUAAGGUUGUCUCUGGCAUCAACAGGGAUAUGA